Thecamonas trahens ATCC 50062 is the source of this 900-nucleotide messenger RNA. RefSeq lists its product as uncharacterized. The coding region runs from base 43 to 297 and encodes 84 amino acids. The transcript has 2 exons. The record is from RefSeq and is a predicted model, not a curated record. Lineage: Eukaryota; Apusomonadida; Apusomonadidae.
UGACAACGUUUCCUCGGUCUCUUCUCCCCUCCCUCUUUCCCCAUGUCCAUUGACGCUAUUGCCGAGCUCUCCCUCUCCACCGUGGUCCUCAACCUCGCCCUAUUGGUAGCGGUGGUCGGUGGUCUGCUGAUGUUCAUGAACCGGUCGUCGCGCAAGUGCCAUGACCGUGAUGCCCCUGCAGGCGCCAUGGCUGCUGGCCCGGGUACCGGAGGUGCCGCGGGUGGUGGAGCGACGACCACGACAGCCACCGCCCGCCCGCCGUCGGCCUUCCGCGGCCGUGCCCGCCGCCGCGACUGAGCUGCAGAGCUGCAAAGCUAGGUAGGCGCUAUCUGCUGAAGCAGAGGCGAGCUGGACUGAGCUAUACCAGUGUCGGGGCGUUUGAGAUGGUCGUGGGAUGGGUCUGGUCUGUCCGAUCGCUUGUCUCUGGUUGCUGCGGGGAGCAAUGACCCAGCGAGUUCUCCUGUUCCGUCCGUGGCAGUGCGGUCGUUUGGUGUUCCUCACUUGGUUUACAGCGGGAGCGAUGCCACGAGCUCGAUGUCUGCCUGGCGUUCUGCUUGCUGCCUGCGUUGGCGCUGGGUCAUGUGCGAGGCGUGCAUGGUGGUCUGGCUCUUGGGCAUGAACGGCUUGUAGUACGCCGGUGGGAUGGAGGUCGUCUUGGCGCCGUACGCCAGCUCCUGAACCAUGAAUGGGUUGGUGGCCGCCGCCGGGCGUCGUGAUGAUCGUCCAGGGCUAGCGGCCGUGGCUGGCCGAGAGUCGCGGCGGAACAUAGUCCCACCCUCGGCCGACACAAUGCCAAAGCCCGGCAUGGUCGAGUGGCCUGUGCCCGGCCGGACGGCGUGCUGCCUGUCGCCAUUGCGCCCGCGGGCUGGUGGGAUGUAAACGUUGCGCUGUGAAGACGGA